Messenger RNA from Endocarpon pusillum Z07020, 3252 nucleotides. RefSeq lists its product as uncharacterized. Bases 1 to 3252 code for a protein of 1083 amino acids. Lineage: Eukaryota; Fungi; Ascomycota; Eurotiomycetes; Verrucariales; Verrucariaceae. The transcript is spliced from 2 exons. The record is from RefSeq and is a predicted model, not a curated record. Gene Ontology annotation, biological process: phosphorelay signal transduction system; protein autophosphorylation. Gene Ontology annotation, molecular function: phosphorelay sensor kinase activity; histidine phosphotransfer kinase activity.
AUGACCAUGGGUGCGGCAGCUGACAAGCUGGAAAGAAAGCGGCUACGGGAAGUGUCGAGAUACUACUGCGCAACCCAAUUCAAAGUUGACAAUACAUUUAAUGGCAAUGCCGCAGCAGGCUCCUCAUGCGAUGGCGGACUCGAUCCUUUACCGGCCAGUCAGAACAUUCUACGGCCAGCUCAACUUUCCCCAGAUCCUGCAUUGACGGCCUUUGCUCAACUUGGGACGCUUAAGCUCAACUGUGAGCGUGCCUUCAUUGGUAUUAUUGAUCACAAGACCCACCAUGUGAUCGCAGAAGCAACCAGGACAAUAUCUCUACAAGAUAAAGACAAACAUGCUGAAGGUGACGCCUUAUACUGUGGUCUACAGGCACUGCCAAUACAUUGGGGGAUUUGUCCUAGCACGAUUCAUGUGUUCAGUGAUCCACAGUCGGAAUAUGCCAUCGAGACUCCGAACAUCACAGCAAACACUACGCGUUAUGUUAUCCGAGAUUUGGCACUUGAGGAAGCCUACAGGGACCGUCCAUAUGUUGUCGGACAACCCUGGAUGCGAUUCUACGCAGAGGUUCCGGUCAAGAGCCCGGCAGGAUUUGUUAUUGGGUCGUUCGCCAUCGUCGACGACAAGCCUAGACAUGUCUUUACAGAUGCCGAUGUUGAAACCCUCCAAGAGAUUUCCAGGGUCGUCACCCAGCACCUGGAAACUGUCCGCUUACAGCAUGAUUCUAAACAUGCCGGCCGCCUCAUGCAAGGGCUGAGCUCUUUCGUAAAGCAAGAAUCAAGUGCGAAGGGUUUGGCGUCGACCUCUUCCACUACGUCCGAUCGAUAUGAGACGUUGCCACCUCCAGCAAAGCUUCGUCGGUGUGCUAAGAUCCCAAAUCCGUACAGAUCUGAGAUAGGACCUGAUACCGUGUUCUCACGCGCUAGUAGCCUCAUUCGACAGAGUAUGGACCUUGAGGGUGUUGUCUUCUUUGAUGCUCGCAGGUCUGUGAGCUCUUCAGCUUCCAAGCAAUUGGUUUCGGAGAACCUUGGUUUCUCUACAAAGUCCGACUCGAUGACGAGGGAAGCAUUGAGUAUGCCACAGGAGUUGCUGCAGCAGAUCUCUGCCAGGUACUCGACAGGACAAAUAUUCAACUUUGAUGAAUUAGGUUUGGUGGUAGUGGAUCAGGAUGUGGAUCAGGAUGAAGAGUCUUCCGAAGCGACUUCGUGUAAAGGCAUACCUGGAACGGAUGCUGCAUUACUUUCUGCAACCUUUCCAGGAGCGCACUCCAUUAUCUUCUUUCCAUUGCCGGGUGCAGGAGAUCGUUGGUAUGCCGGUUGUUUCGGUUGGACUUUCGAUGCAAAACGAGCACUACAGACGGAGGAGAUUACUUAUUUCGCUGCGUUUAGCAAUUCGAUUAUGUCCGAGAUUUUUCGUCUGGAGGCCGUUGCUAUGGACCGGGCCAAGUCUGAUUUCAUAUCUUCCAUCAGUCAUGAGUUAAGGUCACCUCUCCACGGCAUCCUGGCCAGUGCCGAGCUCCUCCAGGCUUGUUCGUCGGGCUCUGAACAGGAUAGUCUUAUUCACAUGGUCGAUACUUGUGGGAGGACAUUACUUGACACGAUGAACCAUCUUUUCGACUACGCGAAGAUCACUAAUACGUCCAGGUCGGGCUCCAGUGUCUCGAACAAGGACACCUCCGCACCAAUGAGCGGUCGAUCGACAUUGGAUCUUAGCGAAUUGGUUGAAGAAGUGGUCGAAGCAGUUUAUACUGGUCAUAAAUUCGCUCGAACAUCGUCAAUGACAUCGCCAAAUACCAACGGAGUUCACAAUGCCCAGCCCCCAGUCUCGGUCAUUCUCGACAUUGCAGCUGCUUCUGACUGGGUUUUCAAGAGCGAGGCAGGCGCGUGGAGGCGGAUUGUGAUGAAUCUAUUUGGCAAUGCUCUCAAGUACACAGAAGCAGGUACAAUUCGUGUCUCGCUACGUGCUAAUGGCUUUCAAAAUCAACCAGAAGGUUCUCAAGUAACGAUGGUAGAGUUGUGUGUUGCCGACACAGGCAGAGGGAUCUCACAGGACUACCUGAAAAAUCGCCUCUACACGCCAUUUGCUCAAGAGGACAGCUUGUCUGUUGGCACAGGUCUUGGUCUUAGCAUUGUCCGGCAGAUCGUCACUGCACUUGGCGGAAGCAUGGACAUACAAAGCGAACAUGGCAAGGGGACAACUGUGACGGUUUUAAUUCCGUUAGAAGCAUCCUCCGCUGGUACAGAUGACCCUCAAGUCGGCCAUCGGAAGAUCGCGAAGGAGUUGAAAAGUAAGAACCUUACAUACGCUUUUGUAAAUUCCGUCAGUUCCUUGGAUACCUUGAAUGAGCCAGUUAUGCGAUGUGCUGUGCAGACCCUUUCAGACUGGUUCGGACUCCAAAAGACAAAUUUAUCUUCCCUGAGUAUGCCGGAUCUGGUGGUUGGUGAUGCACAGGUGGUUGAAAAGCUUUGUGUUCAGCUCGAAAGGGACUCAGUUGAUUAUGAACAACCGUGCAAUGCCGAUACCAACAUGACCAAAUGUCUCUUUCAAGACUCUGUGCCGCUUCUGGUCUUAGGCACUAGCUCAACCCCCCAGCUACUCCCAAUGCGCGAUCGACAGAGACGCCUCAGUCAACCAUUUGGACCUCACAAACUUGCUAACGCCAUAUACGAAACUCUUUCUCCUUCCGAUUCUGCUCUAACAUCAUGGGAAACGAACGGUGAAACCCCAAAACGAGGCUCACUCAAAAGAUCUUACAGCUCGAUAAGUACUAGUUUAAGUCCUUACAGAGUCAUGGAGGGUCCAGAAACAUCAAACUCCAUGCAAUACAGCCCUCAAUUUCAGGAUUCCGCCGAUUUCAAUGGAGACCGUUCCUUACUCUCACUUCUUCUUGUUGACGAUAAUGCAAUAAACCUUAAAAUCAUAGCUACUUAUGUACGAAAACUACCGUGCAGGUUCACAACUGCGUCCAACGGACUCGAGGCUGUCGAGCUUUAUCAGAAAGCAUACCAAGAGGGCACGCCAUUCGAUGUCGUCCUGAUGGAUGUCUCAAUGCCCGUGAUGGACGGGUUCGAAGCGACCCGCCAGAUCCGAGCCUUCGAAUGCCGGACAGCAAUCAAGACACCGGCGCGGAUAAUAGUUCUAACGGGUCUGACCUCUGGGAAGUCGCAUGAAGAGGCUCUAGCAAGUGGGGUUAAUUUAUUCUUGACCAAACCUGUUCAGUUGAAAAAAUUGAAAGGUGACCUGGGGUUGAGUUGA